GAUCAGGAGCAGGAGUCUGAAUAGUUCAGCGGUUAAGGUUCAGUUCCAUAAUCACCAGUUAAAUUAACUGACUGGUUAUUCCAUUGAAUUUGACCCAUCGUAUUUGAGAUUAAGAAGAGUUAAUUAGAAUUAACCAAUCACUAUUGGGACAUAACCGGUAGUUAAAAUUAAACGGAUGUUUGUAGAACUUACUCUAAGAGCACCUGAAAAACAAAAAGGGGUUUGAUUCUCUAGUUCCUAUAAUAUCAGCACCACAUUUUAGUAUGUCAUCUAAGUUAAGAAUAACUAGUACAGUAAACUAGAUAGUGCGCAUGCUUAUAACAGUGAGUCGCCUAUAAAUUACGCAACUCUUCGACAGAAAACAAUAUGCGACUAAAAUUCCUGGCACUAUACUUUCUUCCUCGUGUAUAUAAAAAAAGGAUGAAAACCUUGGAGAUUAUUGGGUGUUUACUGGCCAUCAUAGUGGUUGGUCACGCUUACGAUUUCAAGCGUGCUGUACAAUUCAAAAAAUACCUUGACGAAUGCAGUAAAGAACUAAAGGAAAUACUCAUAUUUCACGACGUCAGUAACAAAUUGUUCCUGUGCACAUUGACGAAGGACGGCCGAAUUAUAUACUAUGGUCACAUCAUACCAGAUGAAAUGCGUAAAUUUAUAAUGGACGUCACCCCCGAUAAAGACAUAGCACAGGUUUCACAGAAUUUAUACGACAUUUGCUCCGCGAAUGCUGAAGCUCUGGAUUAUAUGACCAGGGCUAGAAUCACGUAUAUUAUUGAAUGUUCCUUACCGAUUGUAUCUAAUGCCUUCAUGAUACGAUGGAAUGAAUAAUUUCGCUUUAUACAAUAUACAAAAUCUCUCUUCAUUCUUCAUCGGAUAUUC
Odontomachus brunneus is the source of this 876-nucleotide messenger RNA. RefSeq lists its product as uncharacterized. NCBI's taxonomy places the organism in Eukaryota, Metazoa, Arthropoda, Insecta, Hymenoptera, Formicidae. The record is from RefSeq and is a predicted model, not a curated record. The transcript is spliced from 5 exons. Gene Ontology annotation, molecular function: odorant binding. Bases 367 to 825 code for a protein of 152 amino acids.